GUUCUAGUCACACGUAUUCACUGAUAUUGCAGAGCGAACGUACAGAAUUUUAGUGUUAGACAUUUUGAAAAGUUAGCAGGGAAGACGGGCUUCGACGUUAUCGUAAACUUGAGUGCUCAAAUCUGUUAAAUUUUCAAGCAGCUGUAAAGUCCAAACUGGAGUCGGGAAGUGAGAGCCAUCCUUGUCAUCUGCCAUAACCCUCUGCCCAGGUGGGGUCAGCCAUCCCGGAAGGCAAGAGGGGUGCCAGGGGAUGGUCGCCCGAUGGUCGUCUUGACAGACAGUUCGGCACUAAGGGGGCUUUUCUGCUUAAGGACUGGCUGUGGACUCCCGUGCAAGGUCCGCCUCCUUCGAAAGGAAAGCGAAGCAUUUCAGGCCCACCAAGACCAUCACUAUGACCGAUGGAGACUAUGAUUAUCUGAUCAAACUCCUGGCCCUCGGAGAUUCAGGGGUAGGGAAGACGACAUUUCUUUACAGAUACACGGACAACAAAUUCAAUCCCAAAUUUAUCACCACAGUGGGAAUAGACUUUCGGGAAAAACGUGUGGUUUAUAAUACACAAGGACCAAAUGGAUCUUCAGGGAAAGCAUUUAAGGUGCAUCUUCAGCUUUGGGACACUGCAGGACAAGAGCGCUUCCGGAGCCUCACGACUGCAUUUUUCAGAGACGCCAUGGGCUUCCUGCUCAUGUUUGACCUCACCAGUCAACAGAGCUUCUUAAAUGUCAGAAACUGGAUGAGUCAACUGCAAGCAAACGCUUAUUGUGAAAAUCCGGAUAUCGUAUUAAUUGGCAACAAGGCAGACCUACCAGACCAGAGGGAAGUCAAUGAACGGCAAGCACGGGACCUGGCUGACAAAUACGGCAUACCAUAUUUUGAAACAAGUGCAGCAACUGGACAGAACGUGGAGAAAGCUGUAGAAACCCUUUUGGACUUAAUCAUGAAGAGAAUGGAACAGUGUGUAGAGAAGACACAAGUCCCCGACUCUGUCAAUGGUGGAAAUUCUGGAAAGCUCGAUGGGGAAAAACCACCAGAGAAGAAAUGUGCCUGCUAGGCUCUACACAGGAACUGAAAAUCAAGAAACCUACCCAAAUCUUAACUUUCAAAACCAAUGGCAAACCACAAAAUUAUUAUUAUUUACCAUGCACCAUGGCAAAUCUUUCUUUUUCUGCCAGAAAAAACUAUUUUUAAGAAACCAGAAUAGUCAACAGUGUCCAAAAGAAUUGACCCAUUAUCCUUAAGGCCCUUCCCAACAAGAUCAAAGAUUUCCCAAUGUGAUCUCAUCAUCCAAGAUACUCAAUUUGUUUUUCUUAUAAAGCAGAUGAGUAUAUAAGACAGUAGAGAAGAAAUACCAGUGGGUUUUAAAUUAGAGCAAAAAUUACCUGUCACGUGGUGAAAAGGUUAGGUACUAAAGGGAGAGCAUAGAAAGGUGAUUUUUUUGGUAAAGAUGGCGUUUACUUCAUAUAUAUAAUCAAUCUGAUUCGUACUUUAUAUUUGCAACGGGGAAAGAAAACAUUAGCUAAAAAUGGAUACAAUGAAGAAUUCUAUGUGGUUCAUUAAGAAUGGCCUUACUGUGUACACCCGAUAAGCUGUACUUGAAUGAUUAAAUUACUGAUAAGGUUAUGAGCUGAUGAAUGUCACACUUCUGCUAAAAUGUAGGAGAUGGUGCCACAAAGUCAUUUUUGUAUUCUUAAUAAAUAGCAUAUAGACAAGAACAGGGCUGUGAAUGACAAUGUACAAGACAAAUGCCCUGCGGGGGGAAGAUGAGAGCAUGGCAUUUGGACAGCUGAAACUUAAUGUAUCUGUUACAGAUGUCUGGAAGGGCGACUUAGCCAAAUUUCACUCAAGCCAAUUAAAAGCUGACAUUAUCAGUUGGGAUAAAGAGAAUCUCCAGAGAUUUUCAUUUCAAGCAAAAUUUUAAAAAUCAGUUUGGUGUUCAACUUCAUAUCUCAUUUUUUUUCUUAGCAAGUGUGGAUAAACUAGUCACGAGACAUCGGCAGUUGCACUUUAUUCAAUAUCUCUUUUAAAAUGCAGUUAAGGAAAACUAUCUGGCCUUAAAAUUUUUUUGAGAUAAAAUAUGCUGGUGAUGGGGAACAAAAAGGGGCUACUAAUUGUGGCUUUCCCUGUGGUUUACAAAAGCACUGGAAACCCUAAAGCACAUUUUUUUCCCUCCACCCCUCCACCUCCCACCCUCUGCUUUGAAUCAAUUGCAGAAACGCAGGUAUGUCACUGUGGAGGGCACCAAAUUCAGAAGAGUCACCGGUCGGUUCUAUGGUCCCUCUGAAUUUCCCUGUCACUCGUCACAUAAAACUUGAUGAUGCCGCAUUCUGUGUUACAAUAUGUUUUUAUUUUGCCUAAGGCAAAACACCUAGAGUAGCUCAGCUCAGUCCCAAAUAUAGCCCAAUAUUUGGGAGCUGGGGGGGGGGGGAAAUGAAGGCUUAUCUCACCAAAAAUUGGGUCCAUUGUUUUAUGUUUUUUCACCUAAAGCUGCCUUUUCUUUUGGGAAAAAAAAAAAUCAUACCAAAAGUAUUUUCCAUUAGCCCGUCUCGUCAUUGGGUCUAAACUAACAUUACAUUAGUUUUUGAUCUUUCCGAUAAACACAAGCCAUUCCUUUCAAAAUAUAAGUAUUUCAGCCAAUUGUAUCAAUAACAAAUGCAAUGUUCUUCAAGUUUUGUAUUAGAGUAUGUAAUUUUUUCAUGAGAUGGUUUGUCUUCCCAUAAAAUUUCUCAAAUCAAACUUAAUGUUUCCAUAUUCAAUUCAUACUUUUUUUUUUUUUUAAGUUACAAAUGUUGGAGACCCUCAAAUCCCAGUUGCCCAUUCAACCUCUCUUUAUCAACCUCUAUCUGGUACUGACAUGAUUUUUAAAAAAAAGACAGAUCCAGGGGAAUGUCUAGAUAGUUUAUGCUUAGGAUAGACCCUGAAAUGUGUCAUGAAUCAAAACAAUUUGGAAAAGUUGAUGGGAUUUGUCCCCAGUGACGUUCUCAGCAUUGACUGCCUCGCUUGUCUGGUUUCUGCCACAUCACGACAGCUUCUAAGAUCGAUUGUGGUGGGUAUUCCCUCCCACGAUGUUUUCCCUGGGAUGCUCUUUAUGAUCUCAGUGCCUGUGCCAUGAAGAUAGAAAGCUAUUACCUGACAUUUAAGACCUUUCUCCUGGAAGGAAGUGAGCAGAAACAAUAUAGCCAUGGCUGAGGCAAAAUUUGGUGAACUUUUGUGGUCAUGAUCUCAGUUUCUCUUUGGAUUCAAAUUGUGAUGUCCCCUGCAUUUCCCAAUUAGGAACAUUUAGCCUUUAUAAAACCCUAAAAGUAUUCUAUUUUAAUGUAUUUUUGUUUCUUUUCACCUUCCAGUUAUAUGAUUGAUUUACUUAUGCCAAGAUUCUGUCAUUGUCAGUUUCUUAAUGAGUUUCUCAGAGUUUAUUUUAAGAUCAUUAUUUGAUAGCUGUAGCAUGAAGCAGAGGGCGAUGGUGCCCAUAAUUAUAGAACUAGACCUGUAAAAAUCACAAUUAUUGGGUAAUAAUCUUAACAGGGAUGAAAACUGACAAGAAAACCAAUUAAAAUAUUAUUCUACUUAUAAAUAAAUACUUGAACUAAAAAAAUUUUCUGCAAAUUUGGACAUCUGACUCCAAAUUAUAUGUAAUCAUUAUUAGAAAUUCUCCUCUCAUAAUUUAAACAUUAACAGUUAUGUGUAAUUCGUUUUACAAUUUUUAAUUUAUCUGGUGCGGUCACGUAUGCACGCUGCUUUAAAGAAUUCCAUGUCCCCUUCAUCCCACAACGGCAUGUGUUUUUAGCCAAGAUAUGUCCUGUUACUGAUGAUCCCCCAAUGUUUUAGUAAACUAUGUUGUAUUUUGGAGAAAUAUUUAAAAUGUACAUGAAACUCCUUUCUGAUGUAGAAACCAUUUCUGGAGUGUUUACACCACCAGAUUGUUGUUUACAUUGCUCUAACUCAGCACCUCAGCUACCUCUGUGACCAAAUUUGUCUCCAACCACAUAGCUCAUUUCCUAUAAGGUUAUAUCAUAAGAAGCCCCCACAGAGACACUAACACAGCUACAGGUCUUCUGGUAUCUUCAGCAAAGGAUACAGGGGCUUUAAUGGAAUUUGGAGAUUAUAACCACCUGGCUUACUUUGAAUGGAAUGGACACUACUUGAGACCCUUGGCUGUGAUUAGGGAUAAAGUUACCUUUUAAGGGGAAAAAAAGACUCUUUAAAAAAUGUAUCACAAAUAGUCAAGAAAACAUAAUGCUUGUCUUGAUCUUAUAAUGGUCACGAGUUAUGGAUUGGCGGAGAAAAUGCUAAAUGCUGAGAAUUGAGCCUGUAGGUCUCUCCCUAUGAAUUUUCAAAUUCUUGCAAGUUACCACUCUCUCCAGUUUUCUAUCAUUUCCAUCUUAUCAGCUAUUACACUGCAAAAAAUUCAAAACCAGCAUUUUCUCAAGUAAACACUUUAUCUGUUCUUUUGAAGCAGAUGGACCGUUCUAUGUAUCAGUGGGUGUUUUGUCAUGCUUGUACUAUAAAUUGUUGUUUGCCAACCUGUCCAUGCAGAUGAACCAGGCGAGAGUUUUAAUCAGCCCUUUCUUGUCCUCUUUAAAAGAGAGAGAAGCUUCAUCAUAAAGACAUGAUUACAUUUUAAAAAUAACAUAAUAACAGCCACAAUAUCAUCUUCUUUAACCUAUAAAUUGAGUACACCGAGAAUCAACACAUUUGAUGAACCCAUGUGAUUUCUCACCAGUAGAAUGAGUGCAGCAAAUAGAAAGAAAAGCAACAUUAUGCAGUAGGAGCAGCCUUUAGGUAGCCAUCGUGUAGAAAGUCUUGUGUCCAUGAAACAAAGUCAUUCACUGUUCCGCAUCUCUUGUUCACUUAAAAAAGGGCACAUAUGCUUUCCUUGUACGUCACACCAAAUUUUGAGUAAAAAAAAUUCCUCAUUCAUCAGGGAUAUGGGAGUUAUAAUCUAAAACUCAAACUAUAAAGAAAUAAUAACCCAAAUCUGGUUUCCUAAGAUACAUAAUAACCCUUUAAAAGGAAUAUCUGAGAGCUGAUAUUUGCCAGGGUGAUGAAGAGUUGUCUAUCCUCAACUUUAGUCAUCGUCCUCAACUACCAAGCUUUUAACCCUUAAACUAAGUCUAGUGUAUCUAAAUAUUUUAGGGAAAACUUUGUCAUUUUUAAGGAUGCCAAAAUGCUGUCUGUAUCUGAAAAGGCCCAGAAUUCACCAUAAGUUAUAUUUUCUUCUUGAUCUUCCACCAAGUUAUCUUAUUUCUGGGGAAAGUGCCAAGGUCUUACACAUGAAAAGAAAUAUGGAUUAUUAUCUGAAAUGAGUGUUGUCUCAGUGCUUUAUAAAUCCAUGAAGUUACAUGUUUCAUAAAGUAAAACUAAUAAAAUCAUUGUAGACUGUUGCCUUAGAAUUCUUAGGCAGAGACCCAACCACAAUGGCAUUGUUAAGUAAGAACUAUAAAGAGUUAAAAGUUGUCUAAAUUGUGUGCUUAAAUAUAACAGAACAUGGAGAAAGUUAUACUGAAAAUGUUGAUUUUGAGGUAGAAGUCAAAAAAACAAUAGAAAAGAUGUUUGUAACCAGGUCCGUGGGAAAUACUUGUCCAUAAUUUUCAUCUUCCAAGUAGAGAUUUACAGUCUUAGAACCAAGCUAAUACAAAUAUUCUUUAAGCAUUUCAUUAUUGACAUAAAAAUGUAGAAAACUUAGAAACAUUUUGUUUAUGGCCUACAAAUCUAAUUUGUUCAUAAAUCACACUUCGGUUUUUCACAGAGUAGCAGCACAGAGAUGCUUUUCUGCAGAGUUCUUUGUAUCCACAGUGUAUGAUUGAGAUGUUUUUCUCACUAUAUGGAGAGAAUAUCACCAAUAGACAAACAAAAGCAUUAGUACCGAAGUAAUGAAAAUAUGUAAAAGGGUGUCAUCUUUUGGGGGAAAAAAAUACAAAGGAAUCAUCUUUGGUCUGAGUGGUUUAAAUUUGGUUUCCUGGUUCCUUUCUUUCCAGGGUUUGUGAAAGUCAUGGCUAACAUCCUUCAGCUGACUUGGUGGCAAAUACCGUAGGAACUAGCAUGUCUGAUCUUAACCCAUGGAUGCCUUACUUGAUCAGUGAUUGCUGUCCUCAUGCCUGUUGGUACAUCAAGGUGGUUUCUGUACCUAGCAACGUAAUAAUAUAUGCUAACCUUUACUCUUUUUCCAGGUGAUUUUUUCUCAAAUGCUUUUGUAGGAAGGAAAGUGGCCAGAAAGAACGAUUUGGGGACCAUGGGUAGGGCAGUAAAUAUCUCAGCGGCUUAUCCUCAUAUAGGAUUCAUGAACCGUAUGCUCCACAGGGGGUUUGUGGCAGGCCCAAAGGAGAAAUGUAUAAGAAAGUGGUUUAUAAACUAUGUUCCAUUUUUCAUAAGCAGACAGUGUUAUCACAAGCCAAAAAUUAAUAAAAAACCAUAGUCGUAAUUUAAACCACUUGUUAUAGAAAGAAGUAUCAUAGCAGAGAAAACACUAAUUUUGGUAGAGGUAUUGGAAACUACAAAUGGGCAGUCAAGUUGAAGUCACUGUAUUUGAAAAUGUUUAAUCUAACUCGCUAUUGAAAAAAAUAAGAGUUCUAUUUCAAUCUGUAUGUCAUCUUGUAUUUCUUUCAAGGAAACCAGUUACACUCUAGGUAUUACAACCUGGUCAAAAUCUUCCAUGUACACAUUGGGUUUUUGUGUCCAUAGCCUUGUAAAAGAUACUGAUUAUAUCUAAAUUUAUUUAAGAAAAAAACAAAUUAUCCUGCUUUUGUUAGUGUGUUAAAAGUAGGUGAUGUUCUAAUAUAACACUGAAGUGCUUCACUGUAUCCCAACUGUUUACCUUUAAGUAAUGUUCUCCUCAUUUUUAGGCUAAGCACGUUUGAUUGUUUUGUCUGUCUCCUGCACAGAUCUCUGUUUAGUCUAGUGCUAUGAAUGUCAUUUGAAACUGUAAACAUGGAGUUUUUAUUCUAUAUGCCCUGAAUAGACUGCGGUUCUUGACAAACACCGUUAGGUCAUUAUUUUGCUGUACCAAUUUUGCUGUUCUAGUGGCUUCAGAAAUCAUAGCACUCAAUGAUUUUGUGGUGUCUGGGUUUGAAUACUAUGGUUGAGAAUUGUAUUUAGUGAUUGUUUCUGCACAUUUUUCCAAUAAAAAUGCAUUUUUAGCAAUGA
This is a messenger RNA of Carlito syrichta (Philippine tarsier), 7134 nucleotides long. RefSeq names its product RAB27B, member RAS oncogene family (gene RAB27B). Gene Ontology annotation, biological process: melanosome transport; positive regulation of exocytosis. Gene Ontology annotation, molecular function: GTP binding; GTPase activity. NCBI's taxonomy places the organism in Eukaryota, Metazoa, Chordata, Mammalia, Primates, Tarsiidae. The transcript has 6 exons. Gene Ontology annotation, cellular component: melanosome; secretory granule. Bases 392 to 1048 code for a protein of 218 amino acids. The record is from RefSeq and is a predicted model, not a curated record.